AUGGGAAACCCGGCUUCUACCGUGAUAUGCGUUUGCGGAGGACACGAGCCGACCACCGCUUCUCAGCGGAAGCACGAUCGGAGCUGCAGCAUCCCAACAACGAACCCGGGCAACCAGGCGGCCAACGCGUCUUCGCAAACCGCAUCCGAAGCUGCAGCCUCAGACGACGCACUCAUGAUAGAAGAGGGCGAUGAAUUGGCGGCUCCUGCGCUCUGCCCGCCAUCCCAGAGUCCGUGCGCGGGUGAGCGUGCGAUCGCGGACGGCGCACGUACGCGUACGAGUGUGCGUGAAAUCGCAUCGCAGACCUCGCCGCCUGGUCCGAGUACGCUUGCACAGGCUCCUACUGAGAAUUCAGCCGAGGAGUGGACGGUAGAAGACGUGGUACAGUACGUCAAGGGGAUCCCCGGAUGCUCCUUGCACGCUGAGAAGUUUCGCAAAGGAGAUGUCGACGGAGAAGUCUUGCUAGUUCUUGGAAUUGGCCACCUGAUUGACUUGGGCGUCCCCCUUGGUCCGGCAUUGAAGAUAUUAAGCGCGAUUUGUGAAUUGCGCCAGCGCCCCAAUUAG
Molecule: messenger RNA, 564 nt
Organism: Rhipicephalus microplus (southern cattle tick)
Lineage: Eukaryota; Metazoa; Arthropoda; Arachnida; Ixodida; Ixodidae
Product: polyhomeotic-like protein 2
Source: RefSeq, a predicted model, not a curated record